Molecule: messenger RNA, 1128 nt
Organism: Anopheles coustani
Lineage: Eukaryota; Metazoa; Arthropoda; Insecta; Diptera; Culicidae
Product: protein jagged-1a-like
Exons: 5
Coding region: 1-1128 (375 amino acids)
Biological process (GO): cell communication
Cellular component (GO): membrane
Source: RefSeq, a predicted model, not a curated record
AUGAGUCACAACUAUUACUACCAAAUCAUCGUCGUCGGUGGAGUGCUGCUGCAGCUGAUCGCCUCGCUGGCCCCGACCGCUGCCGUCCGCUACGUGCCCAAGUGGAAGAAGCAGGCCUGUGAACUACCAACACCCCAGAACGAAUAUUCUCACUAUGUGUGCGACGACAAUGGCGACGUGAAAUGUUUGCCCGGCUGGACGGGGGACCUGUGCGACGUUCCGAUCUGCAAGAAAGGAUGUGACCCACUGCAAGGGUACUGCAAGCGUCCGGGAGAAUGCCGGUGUAAGCUUGGGUUUUACGGUGAAAACUGCAACCGGUGCAUUCCGUUGCCCGGUUGCCAGCACGGCGGAUGCCAGGUGUCGUUCGAGUGCGUCUGCCACAAGGGAUGGGAUGGAAUCUUUUGCUCGGAACCAAUUUGUCGUUCCGAUUGCCAUCCGUCGCGUGGAUACUGCGAAGCACCGGGAGAGUGCCGUUGCCGAUUGGGUUGGGCAGGUCCGACUUGCCGUGACUGCCAAGUGCUGCCCGGGUGCAUGCACGGAACGUGCACGAAGCCACUCGAGUGCAAGUGUCUGCCGGGAUGGACGGGAAUACUUUGCCAAACGCCCAUGUGUGCUGCCAACUGUAGCCGCGAGCAUGGUUAUUGCCGUCGUCCAGGAGAGUGUCGAUGCAAGGUCGGUUGGAUGGGACAGGAUUGCAAUAAGUGUCAUCCGUAUCCAGGAUGCGUUAACGGUGACUGCCGGCGCCCGUGGGAAUGUAACUGUAAACCAGGCUGGGGUGGAAUGCUUUGUGAUGAAGAGUUGACCUAUUGCGAGAAGAAUCCGGAUACCUGUCAGAACGAUGGCAAGUGCAAGUCGUUGAUCAAGGAUGAUGGUUACUAUCGUUGUGAGUGUCCUACCGGCUACAAAGGACGCAAUUGUGAGAUCCCACCCAUGUCUAUGAUGACGACUUCGACGAGCAGCACAACCGAGAUUCCAAUGUCCAGCAGUGAUUCGACCUCGGCACAGUCGUCCUCAACAACCAUCAGCAGCGAAAGUGUGGAAAGUUAUCGAAACUCAACGCUACAUUCGACAAACGAAGACGAUACGAACGAAGAGUUCAGCUCGGAAGAUUUAGACAACGAAGCUUAA